Messenger RNA from Camellia sinensis, 1051 nucleotides. RefSeq lists its product as uncharacterized. The record is from RefSeq and is a predicted model, not a curated record. NCBI's taxonomy places the organism in Eukaryota, Viridiplantae, Streptophyta, Magnoliopsida, Ericales, Theaceae.
CGACUAUGCUUACUUAUUCUCUCAUGAUUUGUCUGUCUCCCCUUUCCCAAAUCUUCUCACUCCUUUCACACCACCGUUCAGUGUUAUCUUCUCUCUGUAGAAAUGUACGAGCCCCAACCCCAACCCCAACCUCAACCUCAACCUCAACCUCAUUACCUGAGAUCUCGAAGAAGCAGAAGCCGUACAAACGUAGCAUCAUGUAUAGUCGCCAGCGUCUUCCUCCUCUUCCUCGCCGCCGUGGCCGCCGUAGUUUUCUUCCUCCUCUUCAAACCCAAGGACCCCACCAUCUCCGUCGACGCCCUCCAAUUCCCCUCAUUCUCCGUCUCCAACUCAACCUUCAACUUCACUCUCUUCCAGUUCGUCUCCGUCACUAACCCUAACCGCGACGAUUUCACUCACUACGACAGCUCUCUCCAGCUCCUCUACUCCGGCUCCCAAGUCGGCGUCGUCUUCAUCCCCGCCGGCCAGAUCGGCGCCGGCCGCACUCAGCACAUGUCCGCCAAAUUCGACGUGAAGGAGUAUCCUCUCGCGGCGAGGUCCGGCCAAGUGUCGGUGGCGGCGGCCAGUGGUGGAGUGGUGGCGCCGACGAUGGAGAUAGAGACGAGGAUGAAGUUGGUGGGGAGGGUUAGGGUUUUGAAAGUGUUUACGCAUAGGGUGGAGAGUAGAGUGAGGUGUGGGGUUGUUAUCGAAGUCAGCGAUGGAUCUGUGUUGGGGUUUCAUUGUUGAGCAAGGAAGUGUGUUGGCUUUGUUUUCUGGCUUGAAUUCAACUCCUCCAAUUAUCCUCUUCUUCUGUGAACUUGUGUAAUUGUAAGGUGGUGGUGAUGAUGGGUUUUUGAUUUUUGGACAUUUGAAUCAGAGUCUUAAUUGUGGUAUUAUUUUAUUUAUAAUUUUUGUAUUGGAAAAUUUUCCAUCUGGAUCUCGAGAAAAACAGAGAGCCAGUUUCUAAUUACAUUCCAUUUACAGCCAGCCAGUCUGGAUUGUGGAUUAGAUUGAGGAAUUUUAGUGGGAAAUGAAUGAGGGAACAAAAACACAAGCCCACAAUUUGGAUGGA